AUGAUUGGUUAUGAUUAUCCUUUGGCCGAAAAAAUUGACGAUGAAUGUGCAGAUUUAUCAGAAGAUUUCAAACGGCUAUGUUUAUUACUGACAAUAUUAAUCAUUGGUGAAAAAUUGACAAUAUGUGGUGAUUGCCAUUUGAUUAGUAACAUGACGUUGUGGUCUACAAAAGAAAUGAUUGUUUUAUUAUCAAAUGUACUAGAAUAUGGUGAAUAUGGUGAAUAUAGUUGGAAACAAAUAGUUAUCGAUAUGAGAAAAACAUUUUCAACUAUAACAAAUCCAUGUGGACGAUAUACAAGCAAAAAUUGUCGUCAAGAAUAUUUACGUAUAAUGGAUCGUUAUAAAUGUGAAUGGGAAAAGUAUGGUAAACCAGAAUUGAUUCCUCAAGCAUCAUAUGCAUGGAAAAAAUUAAAAGAAUUUUAUGAAGCAGAAAUAUUACAACAACUGAAUGAAUCAAGAAAAAAAUUAACAGAAUUUUGUCUAAAAAUAGAAACUAUCAAUACUACAGCAACAACUCAAUCAACAACACCGAUGAGUAAUAAUAAUCAGAUUGUGGAUGAUCGUUUAUCAAUAUCAUCGACGAGCAGUGAUUUGUUUUCAUCACAAACAACACCGAAAAAAAACAGAUUAACACAUCAGAUAGUAUCGAGUCCAAUUAUACUAGUAAAACCAUUUGGCUCUUUUUUUGUGGACAUACCACCACAUACAUCAGUUACAGAAUCUAGUCCAAUAAAAGUCAAACAACAUACUGAAGAAACUGUGCAAAAGCACGAUGAAUUACAGUCACAUACGAUCAUUUCAACCGCAAUAUCCAUCACAUCAUCUGAACAACCAUCACAAAAUUCUUCUCAAUCGAAUAUAGUUCUAAUUAAACGAGAGCAAGUAUCGCCAAUAAUAGAAGAAAAUAAAGAUGAGAAACAAUCAAUGAAUCCAUUUGAAAUAAAUGAACCAGCAGUCAUAAACGCGCUUCCCGUCAGUUACGAAAAUCACCCUCUUCUCAAAGUAGAAGGGAAAGAAGAACAAAAUCGUACAACGCUCGAACCGCUUUUACAAUCUGGAACAAAACUUCUUAUCGAAGAUAAUUCAUUUUUACAGUCAAAUCAAUCACCAUCGAAAUUAUCACCCUCAAGCACUAGUCUUUCUCCAAAACGGACUCGUUCGAUUUCACAAUCUAUGCAGUCAUCUUCACCUCAAAAAUUUGAUCUAUCUAAAAGUGAAACAAGUGCGAAUAUGUCCAUUUGUCUUCGAUCAUCUACAACCACCGUACAACAAUCACAACAAGAGACAAGAACCCGAACAAUUUCUUCAACAGGCAGUUCUUCAAUAACCAAAUUUGAAAAUAAUAAUGACGACGAUUCACCAUCAUCACGUACGAGACGUUCAAGUUUUCGUCAAACAUCAAAAACAGCGCCAUCGAUUACAAAUUCAGAUACGUGUAUUGUUAGUUUAGAUCACACAGUAGUUAAUAUGAAUAGUGUGGAGGAGAAUACAAAUGCGAGUUCAUCUCGAUCAACGUCACGUGCUAGUUCAGAAACAAAAUUAGAUUUUAUUCAGCCGUUAACAUCUCAAAGUGCCAAUUCACAAAUAACUGAUACAACACCAGACAGUAGUGAAUCGAGUCGUGAUACAACCAUCGAAACAGUUCCACUACAUUUAAAGUCAAUAUCCAGUGAUGUAAAACCAAAAACGUCAUCAAUGACAUCAACUUCUAUGAUGACACGACGUUCAUUAAUACGUUCGUCGGAAUCACACAAUAACGAUGAGACAAUAUCUUUCAAUCUUUCAGCGUCAAUUGAUGAAAAAUUCUCUGCUUUUUCCAUGUUAGAACCGAAAUCUUGGAAAUCUUAUGCAGUUGAUAUAAUGAGAUCAAUUUUAAGUCAAAAAUCUGGUUAUAUAUUUCUUCAUCCUGUCACAGAUGAAAUUGCUCCCAAUUAUCAUAAACUCGUUAAAAAACCAUCAGAUUUAAAUACAAUUCGUAAACGUUUAGAAUCGGGUGAAAUUUCAUCAAUUCGUGAAUUUCAAGUUGACAUCAUGCUCAUGUUUAUCAAUGCUAUUAAAUAUAAUCCACCUACGCAUCGCGUACAUCGUACAGCUAAACAAGUUUUUCAUCGAAUAUUACCACAAUUUGAAACAAUACCUGAUGUACAUUUCCCAAAGAGUUUCAAUAUGUUCGAUCAACUACUACUAGGAUCAUCGUCAAGAUCAGAAUCGUUACAAAAUGUUUUAAUAAAAGAACAAAGUCGAUCAUCCGAUCAUUUGCAACAACCACCUUCGAAAAGAAGACGCUUAAGAUGA
Molecule: messenger RNA, 2295 nt
Organism: Didymodactylos carnosus
Lineage: Eukaryota; Metazoa; Rotifera; Eurotatoria; Philodinida; Philodinidae
Source: the annotation of a GenBank genome assembly